AUCACGUCUGCAAUGCAUAAUUCUGUCUGGAUUCUAGAUUCUAGAAGAAGCGCAAGAGCACGAGUGCACAAUAUCUGAUACUGACUGAUAGUGUAUUUAAGAAAGUUAUCGUGAAUAAUAUCAGUAAUGUCUUUCUUAUAUAAAAAGAUAAAUUAUUGUUCUGCUAUUAAAAUUAGUCUGAUAAGUGUCGUUUUAAUAAUACUUUUAAUUCACUGCGUCGAAGGAUACAACAAAUAUUCUGAGCAAGCUAAUAAACCUAAGCAAAAACAAAAGCCGAAAACUGAAUUCUCGCUCCCAACUAACAUCAAAGAAUUACGGGAGCUCGAUAAGCCUUUUCGUAUGCACAAAUUGAAUUUGUUGUGGACGAAAGCAAAACAUAGGUUGACCGAUCCUAAGUUGCAGUCCCUUUUUAGUGAUCUGAAGAUUCACGAUAAAGAGGAGAUCGCAUUUAAGCAUGCCAAGUCUGAUGGCAAAGAUGAAAUAGGUUUGGAGGAAGCUAGGAUGCGCAAAAAGCUCAUUGGUAUUAUGAGUAGAUAUGAUUUAUUGGAACAUUUUGAAAAAGUUGAUCAUGAUACAUAUAUUAAACCGAAAUUAAAGAAGCAAGACUAUGGGAAUUAUGUCAUUCAAGAUGUUUUCAAAGACAAAAGAUUGAAUCACUUGUGGGCCAAGGCUGAGAGAGCAGGUUUUAAUCACGAAGAACUAGAAGCUUUGAAAGAAGAAUUCACUCAUCAUCAAGAGAAAGUGAAUGAGUAUUUAAGUCUAUUAUCUGAAGUAGAAGCCGGAGACCAAAGUAAACAUGAGAAUAGUGUCCAUGAAGAUCAUGAAAGUUGGAAUGAGCUAGAAUCUCAAGAAGAAAGCAAUGACGUUUCAAGAAAGAAUGAUAAGUAUUUAGCAAAAGCCAACUUACUAAAGGAGAAACAUUUAGAAGUUAGAACUGGUUACGAUCAUCUAGAAAACAUUGCAGCUAAGGGGCCAAAAAGUAAAGAGUUCAUUGAUCCUAAAGUUCAAGAAUUAUGGAAUAUGGCACUUGAAGCUAAAUUUUCAACUAAUGAACUACUAUCAUUAAGAGAAGAGCUUUUACAUUAUGAAAAACGAUUAUUGAAAUUACGUCACUUACACACAGAAGCAGCUUUGGAAGCUGCUAGGAGAGGAAAAGAAUACAAGCCAAAUACUACUCAUGAAACAUACAUUAAAAAACAUGCUCUUGAUGUUGAUAAGUUACAUAAAGACCUCGAAGCAAAAAUAUUGCAAAAGCAUACCGAGCUGUAAAAAACUUAAGCAUAAUAUUUUUUAUUUGUGUCAAAUAAAUUUUCUAUAAUUAUCUUGAUUUGCUGAUUUCGAAAAAGGACAUUGAAAGUACUGACAGUCAAUUUUGACGCAAUUUUACUUAUAACUUUACAACUACCAUUUUAUAACUAUUUGUAAUAACUUAGUAACUUUGUGAUAAUACUGUAAGAUAUGUUGAGAUAAUAUGUGAAUUGUUGAGAAAUAUUUCAUAAAAUGUUCUGUUUUUAUUAAUAAUUUUAUAAUUAUUUACGAUCACUUUUUAUAGUGUAAAUAAUAAAUGCUUUGCCAAUAAACAAUUUUU
Messenger RNA from Phymastichus coffea, 1588 nucleotides. Its product is annotated as alpha-2-macroglobulin receptor-associated protein. Lineage: Eukaryota; Metazoa; Arthropoda; Insecta; Hymenoptera; Eulophidae. The record is from RefSeq and is a predicted model, not a curated record. Gene Ontology annotation, molecular function: receptor antagonist activity; low-density lipoprotein particle receptor binding; heparin binding. Gene Ontology annotation, biological process: regulation of receptor-mediated endocytosis. The transcript has 7 exons. Bases 127 to 1269 code for a protein of 380 amino acids. Gene Ontology annotation, cellular component: endoplasmic reticulum; endomembrane system.